This is a messenger RNA of Amoebophrya sp. A25, 3646 nucleotides long. NCBI's taxonomy places the organism in Eukaryota, Dinophyceae, Syndiniales, Amoebophryaceae. The record is from the annotation of a GenBank genome assembly.
ACCAGCCAUCGACAUCAUGAAGAUGUACCGCCUAGGAGUCCAGCAGCAUGAUUCUUGAGUUGCAGGCGUGAACAUUUUUUUUAUGGUCCCUCCACACCCACAUUUUCAUGAUUUUGAUUCCUCAUCUUUAUUUUCAUGAUUGUGAAUAACAAAGAGAAUAGCAAACUAACAGAGAAAUAUUAUUACUGGUCUGCUCUUUGGAGGAGACGAGUAGAAGUCGUUUUUUUUUCUAGUGCCUCCAGUAAGUGAAUAUGAGCAGUGGUCUGCUUUUUGGAUGGGAGUCUUCCUCUAGUGGCUAUAGGACUACGCCAUUGCAGGAGGGUUGUUCGUGUUUUCCGGUGUCGCCUAGUAGAGGUGCGAAGAUGGAGGACAAGCACAAUCUUCCUAGUACGUCGUCCACGACAGGAGCUGCGAUGGGAAAGAACGUGAUCAUGCUGGGUCCUCAAGCUCAUCAAGGAAAAGGGCAAACCGGGGCGAUGGGUUUCUUUCAGAUUCAAACACCAGUUUUGAGGACAAGUGCUCCUGGAUCACCGCAGAUUGGUCUUUCGACUAGGACUCUUGAUAUUCAAAACAAGAACUUUAUGGUUAUGCCACCAGGACCCACGGCCGCGUGUGCCUCAGCCUCUGCAGCUACUGCGUCCUCUGCUGGUGUUCCCGUUUUGCGAUUCGUUACGCCUGCUCCUGAAUUUGGACAUGUUGAUCAACGAGAAGCAGACGAAGCAACAGACAAUCAAGAUCUUCAGCCAGAGUUGAAUGAACACCUGAUGGUCGACAAGCAUGCUGCAGUGGCAGGUGUUCUUGGUUUUCGUGAUGAAUGCCAACCACAGGUAGAUAUACAACAAGCAGAAGGAGAGAAUCCUCAGGUUUUCGUCACAUCUUCAACGGGGGAGCACCAUCCACAACAUUCGCACCAACAUACAUACCAAUCGGGUCUUCAGCGUGGCCUUUGUGGAGCUGGGCUUGGUAUUCAGCAUUUAUUGUCGCGGACUUCAUCAUCGUCUCCGAAAGCUAUGCCCACGACAGCAGAGAAUAAUAUUUUCAACAAGAACAACGUCAACGGGAACGGUGUGGGUCGUGUCGGAUUACACCAGCAUUCGGUUGCACCUCCCUUGAAUGUUAGCCUUGGACUGCUUCCGACAAAGUCGCAUAUUAGUUCUGUUUUUACACCUGCACCACGUGGGAAUCAUAGAGACAGAACAGCGAUCAUUGGAGGAGGUGGAAGUAUUACAGCUGGGUCUCCAAUGAGACAGGGAGGACGAGAGACUGCGAUGAAUGCACCGACAUCAUCGCGGCCUGCUGUAGAUCUCUCAUCCAGCCGAGGACGCAACCGCGCUGCUCCUUUGCCGACCUCCUCGUCCAUGCUGGAGAUGCAAGAACAAAAAACAAAAAGGAUCGACACGGACGCGACAGCUCCUGCAAGCACAUCAAUGUCACGGUCAUCUGGGUGCACAGCUUUACCACAAGCUGCACAAGAGCAGCCACUUUCUGCUCGUCCUACAGUAGAGACGGAAAACCCGAGCAACGUUUCUUGCUUGACGGAUCAUGACUGCAUCUUGACUUGCAAUGUUGCUUCCAAAGUGGACAUAACAUCAACUUGUGGCGACAACUGUAGUACAACGAAUCAAGUAGAGGGACAACAACAGGAAGCUCAGACUACAAUCGAUGCAUUGACGCGUCAGAUCUCUUUUUUACAGUCUAGGCUUCACAUGCUCGAACUACAUAAAGAGGGAACAAAUGAACGAGAAACAAGAGGGCGCACACGACAACAACAGCCUCUCGUCGUGGCAGAUCAUACUAGAAGUGCUGCUUCUAGUACGGCUAUCUACUUCCUACCGACUACGACUUGCGCCGCCCCAUCUAGCAAAGCAUCGGGUAGGGCGCAAAGAGCAGCAGUAAGAACCUCCACGAUGAAUGUUGACCAUAACAACAAGAACCGCUCUAAUUCAACAAGAAGGACCAGAAGUUUGCCUCGGUUCAGACGACAGAAUCAAAAUGCAGCAAACAAUGAUGCAGUGAUCAGAAGACCAUCGAAUUCACAGUCACCGAGAGCCGCUAGCCCUACGGCAGAGACGCUUAGGAGCGGGAGAGCACCCUCCCCGACUACCAGGCGAAUGGGACUCAACGAUAGUUGUACAGGUGACGAAUUAGAGACUUCUGUUGGGCCCGCUCACCAGGGUAUUAAUUUACCAACGUUACUGCAGGAUGCUGUUCCUGCUCAACACAAGAAGAUGCAUAACAGAGCCGUGAUGUUCAACAUGGAACGUCAAGCACAGGACCACCAUGAUCCUUCUUCAUCUACAAAUAAUACUGGUCCUGGCUUCCAAAUGACCUACGCAAUAAGGAAAGUUCCGCAAUUGCCAGAGAAAUUUUCGCAGAGCCGGAGGAAAAUAAAUCCCGAUCUGGAGAUUCGCGAAUUCCUCGAAUUACACCCGGGAUUACCAGUCCGAAUCGAACGAACUGAAGGAAAUUUUGAUAAGAAGUUAUGAAGUGGAAGAAAGUCAUGUGAAGGUGACGUAGACGCAUGGAUACGUAGAAUCACAUCGGGUUCAUGCCACGCAAAUCAACUACACCGACUAGAGGACAUAUUCAUAUGAUGAAGAUCAAGAAGAUGUUUCCAUGAUGCCUUGUUCCCAUGUUAGUGAAUGUAAAUCACACAAAUCGCGUACUUACAACUAAAAUCACCUGCUCUUUCUCCCGUCCCUCCCUCACGUUCCUCCCUCACUUUUCUAAUCCCCAACACCCACCCCACUUCGCAUCCGAAAGGCGGCCUUCCUUUGCGGGCAGUUUACACCCUGAGGAGCACGAAAGUAUCCGGAAUGCAAGCAGGUUGUAGAGCUCGAACGAUAACGGUCACGAGAAACCGUCACGAUGAGAAUGUGGUUCGGAUCGGUUGUGGAUAUGAACAACUGACAGAGUACCUGGAGAACGUCUUUUUUCGAAAGAUGGUUGUCGGUAUGUCAUCUAGUACGAGCUACGAGGAAAAAGUUCAAGUUGGAGGACUUGGAGUAGAAGGUGGGGCAGGUGGUUUGAUGUAUUAUUGAUGGGUAAAGUUUUGACGAGGUGAUUUAUUACAAUCGAAACUCAAAUUUUGUAUAGGUAUACCUAAAAAUCCUAAGUGUAUGUACAUCACACACAUGUAUAUUAUCUUUUGACAGAACGCCAAAAUGGAUUCGACAAGGACAACUACGCAAAAAAGACAUUGACAUUUUCCAUGCAUGUAUAGCUAGAGAAAUUUAUACUCAAUUGAUCGGUUGAUUUUGCUAGUAAAUCGUUGAAUUUUCGAAAACAAGUAAAAAACGAAACUCCACCAUGUAAAUAACUUGUAUGUUGAAGAAAAAAUCCGUGUACAGCUACAGUGGGCAAUAGCAACCUAUCCUAUCCUAUUCUAUCCUAAUAUUUGGCAUCCAUAAUCAUCUUCAUGUCGUUGGGGAUUACCUACUUCUAAAAAUUCAAAAAACAUGAGAACGGGAAAACUUUUUGGAUACAAGAACCAAAAUUCGCACUAGAAACAAAACACUUGGAAAAGAUGAAGAAUGUUUGCCUCGCAUACGCUAUUCGUAUUCAUCUUGUUAUGACUGUUGUAAAUAUUAAAGUUAUCAUCUUGUUUGGGACGCCGACGCUAAAGGAAGCAUCAAGGACGAAGAUG